CUCUCCCUGUUCCUAGUGGGGAGUUUCAUGUGAACACCCAUCCACAGUGGGCCUAUGGGUGCGAUCUGUCUCCGUGCCAUCCCUCGUAUUUCCGGGUUGUGUGGCUCCACGCCGGUCUGCAGAGCUCAUGUACCGGGCGAUGCAGGAACCCUGGAAACUUGCAUCAGCCGGGGAGCAACAAGCAAAAAGCAAAGCAAAGCACGGACUAGUUAGUCGCUCGGUGAUCUGAAGGAGAGAAAACAACAAUAUGGGACACAAGCUGCAAGCUGAUAUUUAAAUUUCAGAGCACCUCCUCCUUUUUCUUCUUCAAUGCAGAGCCGGUGACCAGCGUUAAAAGUUGACUUUAUAAAGCAGACAGUGGACACCUCACGGUUUACCAGUGACAACAAGGUGUAUCUGUGUGGAUGUACACGUUGAGCAAAGUGCAAGGUCCCCUCAGAGUUUAGAUAUGAGCUGCGACCAGCUCUAGCCGCCCGCUCCUCACUUCGCCUCUGCAGCUGACUUUAAAUGAGCCUUUUUACACUUUAAUUUUAUUAGAAGCUACUUUUAGUUUUUUUUUACGCGUCGAAGAUGUCGUGCCUGUUGUUAGGAGUCAUACGAAGACAUGGUGGUGUUGGGGCAAGUGUCGGGGUUCGGUCCCUGGCCUCCAUCCCCUCGCUGCCCCCGGCAGUGGCAGAUUUUGUGAAGGGGGCGGUGGAUGAGUGUAAGCCUGCCGGCGUGCAUGUCGUGACUGGGACGCCGGAAGAAACUGCUAACAUCCUGGCAGGUCUGGAGAAGGAAGGGAUGGUCAAGAAGCUUCCUAAAUAUGAUAACUGUUGGCUGGCACGUACAGACCCAAAGGAUGUGGCUCGGGUCGAAAGCAAGACUGUCAUUGUGACCAAGAACCAGAGGGACACCAUCCCCAUCCCUGCUGGAGGGGCAAAGAGCCAACUGGGUAGCUGGAUGAGUGAGUCCGACUGGCAGAGAGCCAGAGAGGAGCGUUUCCCAGGCUGCAUGGCAGGUCGCACCAUGUAUGUGAUUCCCUUCAGUAUGGGACCUGUAGGCUCAGCUCUGUCUAAAUAUGGUGUCCAGGUGACGGACUCGCCUUACGUUGUGGCCAGUAUGGGGAUCAUGACACGCAUGGGCACGCCUGUCCUGAACAAACUGGCUGAAGGAGUGGACUUUGUGCGUUGUCAGCACUCUCUAGGACGUCCUUUACCACUUAAAGCCCCUCUGGUCAACUCGUGGCCCUGUAACCCAGACAAGGUGCUGAUAUCUCACCUGCCAGACCUCAGGCAGAUCAUGUCCUUUGGCAGUGGCUAUGGAGGAAACUCUCUCCUUGGGAAGAAGUGUUUUGCCCUCCGCAUCGCCUCUCGCAUCGCUAAGGAUGAAGGCUGGCUCGCUGAACACAUGCUGAUCCUCGGCAUCACCAACCCUCAGGGAGUGAAGCGUUACGUAGCGGCGGCCUUCCCCAGUGCCUGCGGUAAAACCAACUUGGCCAUGAUGAAACCAGCUCUGCCUGGCUGGAAGGUUGAGUGUGUGGGUGAUGACAUUGCGUGGAUGAAGUUCGACAGCCAAGGUAAACUUAGAGCUAUCAACCCAGAGAACGGUUUCUUCGGUGUGGCUCCAGGCACCUCGGAUAAGACCAACCCCUACGCCAUGUCCACCAUUGCCAAAAACACUGUGUUCACCAACGUUGGCGAGACCAGCGAUGGAGGAGUAUGGUGGGAGGGCCUUGACCCCCCUCCAACUGGGGUCUCGCUCACAGACUGGCACGGCAAAAGCUGGAAGCAAGGAAGCCAGACUCCUUGUGCCCAUCCCAAUUCCCGCUUCUGUGCCCCGGCGGGUCAGUGUCCCAUCAUUGACCCCCAGUGGGAGAGUGAGGAGGGCGUUCCCAUCGACGCCAUUAUCUUCGGUGGCAGGAGGCCGGAAGGAGUCCCUCUGGUCUAUGAGUCUUUCAACUGGAAACACGGAGUCUUUGUUGGAGCCGCCAUGAGGUCUGAAGCGACGGCAGCUGCUGAGCAUCAAGGCAAGGUGAUUAUGCACGACCCCUUUGCCAUGCGCCCCUUCUUCGGUUACAACUUUGGCGACUACCUCGCUCACUGGCUGAGCAUGGAGAGCCGAAAGGCCCCCACUCAACUGCCUAAGAUCUUCCACGUCAACUGGUUCAGGAAGGACCCCACGUCCGGCGCCUUCCUCUGGCCCGGCUUCGGUGAAAACGCCCGUGUCCUGGAGUGGAUCUUCAAGCGCUGCAGCAGGGAGAGGGAUGACGAGGCAGCCAAGAAGAGCAUUAUCGGCUGGCUGCCAGUAGAUGGCGCCAUCGACACUAAAGGUCUGGGCAGCAAGGUGGAUAUGGGUGCCCUGUUCGACGUGCCCACGCCUUUCUGGCAGAAGGAGACAAAGGAGUUGAGAGCCUACUUCACUCAGCAAGUUGGAGCUGAUCUGCCAGCUCAGGUGGAGGCUGAGCUGAAAGCACUGGAGAACAGAGUGCACAAUUAAAACUGACAGGAAGUUCCUCCAGAAACAGGGAGGUAGUCACUGAUGACACAGGAUUCAGAUCAUUGGGGUGCAAUCAGAGUCACUGGCUGGGUUUACAUACACAUAAUUUAGUUUAGGUUAGCUUAAAAAAACAACAACCAAAAACUGAGAUUGGAUAAACAGUUUGAGGCCUGGCUGACAGGUCACCAUGGCACAGAAACAUCUCACUCCUUAGUUUUCAAAAAACAUGCCAGUAGCUGGUAUGAGAGGUUAAUAGAACUUGCUGCUCAGUCAAACAUUUUGAUAUUUCUUUGCGGAUGAUCAUGUUUCAUGUUGUAAUUUCAGAUAAGGUAGACACACGAUCACUCAAUAAUUACUUGAAUGAAAAACACCUCAAAUAGACCAGGACAGUAGUUAACUUUCUAUGUGCAUGAAACUCCAGGAAUUAAAUGUCAGAUAUCGAAUCAGUGGAGAAGCUAAUAAUGUACAAUGCAAUACCUACUUUUUGGACACUACUUCACACAAGUGCUACAACACUGAGGGACUGCUGCCGGGUUAAUAGUUAAGAGUUGAAGUUUGACUCUCAACAUGAGGGUUAGAUUUCUAUGAAGGUGUCUAAAUUGUCAUGUAGAGAACCUAAUGUCACUACCUCCAUUCACUCACAGGACCCGGCAUGGUACUAAAGCACAAUCAACAUGUCCCAGUAGUGCCUUUUUGAGACAAUAAACAGUACAAGCUGCUAAUGUUUACAUGCUAAACCCAAAAGAGUCGAUAAAGUUUUAACAUUUUUACUCAUGAAAAGGUUUUAAGUGAAUUUUAGCUCCAGCUCUUUGAAUAUGCUAUUGUCUCAUGAAAAGCCCUUUUUAUUUGAAAUUGAGCCUGAUAUUAAAAAGUCCAUAAACUACUCAAAACAUUGUAGUAGAUUUCUAGUGAGCCCGAGGAUUACUAUGCAUAAUUCUUCUUGCCACUUGUUGUAAUGUUUGUGAUUAAAUCGUAUGAUUUCAGGUGAUGUUUACAGACAAUAUGUGAAAUGUUGGACCAAUAAAUGCAACGGAGAUUACGAGGAAUUUUUAGAAGCUUUAUGCCAAGGUUUUUAUUACAGUGCAAUGAAUAAAUAUCCUCAGAAGCAGAAA
This is a messenger RNA of Larimichthys crocea (large yellow croaker), 3590 nucleotides long. RefSeq names its product phosphoenolpyruvate carboxykinase 2 (mitochondrial) (gene pck2). The record is from RefSeq and is a predicted model, not a curated record. Bases 571 to 2478 code for a protein of 635 amino acids. Gene Ontology annotation, molecular function: phosphoenolpyruvate carboxykinase (GTP) activity; GTP binding; manganese ion binding. Gene Ontology annotation, biological process: cellular response to insulin stimulus; hepatocyte differentiation; oxaloacetate metabolic process. NCBI's taxonomy places the organism in Eukaryota, Metazoa, Chordata, Actinopteri, Sciaenidae. Gene Ontology annotation, cellular component: cytosol. The transcript has 11 exons.